AUACGAAAACCAUCAAUUCAAAACUAAUAAAUACUUAUUCAUAUACAAUGUCUGCUGCUACCCAUGCUAUUAAGAGAACCUCCAUCCUCAGCUUAUACGCUAAGCACGUCCCAACUUUAGGUAUUUGGGCUGCUGGUCUUACUACAUUCUUUUUCUGGCCAUAUGCAUCUUCCAAGGUUUCUAACAAGGUGCACCAUGUUCCAGCUCGUUCUUAGAACAACCCCAAUCACGAUAUUUAUUAAUAUUAAUGCAUAAUGUUUAAACGAAGAAAUUUUG
This is a messenger RNA of [Candida] anglica, 276 nucleotides long. Lineage: Eukaryota; Fungi; Ascomycota; Pichiomycetes; Serinales; Debaryomycetaceae. The record is from the annotation of a GenBank genome assembly.